Molecule: messenger RNA, 1416 nt
Organism: Impatiens glandulifera
Lineage: Eukaryota; Viridiplantae; Streptophyta; Magnoliopsida; Ericales; Balsaminaceae
Product: GATA transcription factor 8-like
Exons: 1
Coding region: 226-1149 (307 amino acids)
Biological process (GO): positive regulation of DNA-templated transcription
Cellular component (GO): nucleus
Molecular function (GO): sequence-specific DNA binding; zinc ion binding
Source: RefSeq, a predicted model, not a curated record
CUCAAUUUCUUCUUCAUCACUGUUUUCUCUCUCCUCUUCUUUCUUCUUCUUUCUUCCAUGGAUUCACACAAGAUGAAAGCUUUAUAUACUUUUGUAGAAUUAUAAAGAGAACCCUGCUCUUCUUCUUUCUUGAUUAUUAAGAUUUAGUAAAAUCCCUUCUCUGAAUCUUACUCCGGCGAGGUGACCUCUGUUUUCAGGCUUACUCCGGCGAAGUUUGAAACAGAAAUGAAAGAAAAUGAUUUCAGUGAUGAAAUUGAUUGUGGAAAUUUAUUUGAUCAAAUUGACGAUUUCAUAGAUUUUCCCACCGACAAUAAUGCCUCUUUUAAUUCAAAUGAUUUUUCCACAAUUUGGUCAAAUUCCCCUUUCAAUGAAACAGCCGACCCCAUUUUUUCCGGCGACCAUACCAACACAACCGCCGCCGGCGCCGCCGUCUCUAACCUACCAGUUCCUGUUACUUAUGAAGAAAUGAUCCAAUUGGAAUGGCUUUCCAAUUUUUUUGAAAAAGAAGAUAGCUUGAGUGAUUAUAACAGAGCAGAAUCAUCCCCUUUUAAUCCCUUCAAUUCCUUAAGCCCAAUUUCAGUUCUUGAAAGCAGCACAACUCCCGCCACCGCCACAACUAUCACCACCACCGCCGCCGUCGCCGACAAUUCAUCUUGCUCCGGCGGGAAAACUCAAAGGGGACCCAGAAGCAAACGCACCCGCCCUGUAACUUUCACUUUUCGAACUAUUACCACCGGAGAAGAAGAAGAAGAGCCCAAGAAGAAGACUCUUAUUCCCAUUACCACCGGAGAAGAAGAAGAACCCAUGAAGAAAUCUCUUAUACCCAUUAUCACCGGAGAAGAAGAACCCAAGAAGAAAAAGAAGAAGAAGAAUAAGGAGUGUUCUUCAUCUUCAUCAUCAUCUUCUUCUGAUAAUCAAUUAGCAGCAGCUAUUAGAAAAUGUAUGCAUUGCCAGAUAACAAAGACACCUCAAUGGAGAAUGGGUCCAAUGGGUCCCAAAACUUUAUGCAAUGCAUGUGGAGUUCGAUUCAAGUCCGGUCGUCUCUUCCCGGAGUACCGGCCGGCGGCAAGUCCGACGUUUGUUCAUUCUCUUCACUCAAAUUCUCAUAAGAAGGUGAUUGAGAUGAGAACUGUUGCUCCCUCGGCUUGAAAAGUAAUUUCCUUAAUUUCUUAAAAAUGGUGGAGCUUCUUGACAGCCAUGGAAGUAAAAAGAAGAGUUAAAGAAAUAUUAGUUCCUUAAAAAGAAAGAAGAGAAGGGAAGAAGGAGAUUAAAUGGGGUUUUUCAGAAUUAGAUAUAAGGUUUUAUUAUAUAGAUUACUAAGAUUAGAUAGAUUUCAUUUUUUUUUUCAAUUUUUGUAAUCUAAGUUUAUUUUGUAAAAUUGUUUUUUUUUUUUUCAGAAUGAAAAAUAUAUUUUUA